Messenger RNA from Syzygium oleosum, 1919 nucleotides. RefSeq names its product transcription factor VOZ1-like. The transcript has 6 exons. Gene Ontology annotation, biological process: positive regulation of long-day photoperiodism, flowering; regulation of DNA-templated transcription. The coding region runs from base 333 to 1673 and encodes 446 amino acids. The record is from RefSeq and is a predicted model, not a curated record. Lineage: Eukaryota; Viridiplantae; Streptophyta; Magnoliopsida; Myrtales; Myrtaceae.
GAUUAGCAAUCUCGCAGCACCCAUGAAGAGCCGACGACUCAGACUGUCGUCAUAAACUCCUCCUCCCUCCUCCAUACGGCAGAGACGACCGUUUCCGUGUCCCCGAAGAGGGACGCAAUUCUCGCGCUACGCGUCGUCUCUUCUCACAAGAGGCGAACAUGUUCGCUGGGUGCUCGGCCCAGUGGCAAAGGGGGACAGGGGUGGGGGCACACUUGCAAGAGGUCUGGUGUUCAAGUCCCGGAAAUUGCAAAAGUGAGAGAGUGAUAGUGUAGAGUAGAACAUAGAAUAGGACAGACCAAAAAAAAAAAAAAAAUACAGGCGAACAGAAGGAGAUGGACAGUGAGACUAAGAUUAAAUGUGAGGCUGCAACUCAGCAGCAGUUGUCAGAAAAGGGAAGGAAACUGAUUGACGACAUUCAAGAAAUUAUCACAAAUUUUCAGUUGGCUUGGAAAGGGGGUCGGACCGGUGAUGCUAAUGUCUUGGUGGAGCAAGUGCUUCAGUCGUUCGGUGAUUUGAAGGCUGAGAUUAAUGCAUCUUCCCCAGCAUCUCCUAUACCUGUUGAUAGCCUUGGAUCAUUCUCAGAGGACAUACAGCGCAUGCUGCAGCUUUGUGACGAGCAAGAUGAUGCGACCAGCACAUUGGUUGAAUGGGCAGGUUUGAAGCCUGAACCUGACACUGACAGCUUUCAAACAGCCACUUUCACAGCAGCUCAGGAGACUGAUUUUGUGAACUUUGAGCUGCAAGGACUUGGUUCUCAAGAAUUCUAUCAAUGUGGGAUCGAUUUAGGCAUGCAUAAUACAGUUGUUAACGACUCAGAUUUGUCUGCUCAGUUGGAUUAUCUCCAUUUUGAUUUCCAUCAAGAUAAUGACCAUGGGCAUUAUGGGGAGGCAAAUGAUGCGAAACAAAUAGGGCAUGAUUUUGGUGCUAACAUUUUGCCUCUCGUCAAUCCUCCACCAUCUGCUUUUUUGGGCCCAAAAUGUGCUCUUUGGGAUUGUCAGAGACCUGCUCAAGGUUCUGAGUGGUGUCUGGACUACUGCAGUACAAUGCAUGCUGAUCUGGCUCUUAGUGAAGCCAGCCCUGGUAUGAAUCCUGUACUGCGCCCCGGAGGAAUUGGUUUGAAGGAUGAUAGGCUACUUUCCUCUCUUAUUGCAAAGAUGCAGGGAAAAAAUGUGGGAAUUCCCGAAUGUCAUGGGGCUGCCAUUGAAAAAUCGCCAUGGAAUGCCUCUAAGCUAUUCGACCUCUCUCUUCUGGAGGGAGAAAACAUCCGGGAAUGGCUCUUCUUUGAUAAGCCGAGGAGGGCAUUUGAAAGCGGAAACAGAAAGCAGAGGUCAUUGUCAGAUUAUAGCGGACGUGGUUGGCACGAAUCAAGGAAGCAGUUGAUGAAAGAACUUGGGGGACACAAGAGGUCCUAUUACAUGGACCCCCAACCUCCAGGGUCUUUUGAAUGGCACUUGUUUGAGUAUGAGGUCAACUCGUCUGACUGUUGUGCAUUAUACAAGUUAGAGCUCAAGCUCGUCAGCGUAAAGAAGAGUCCUAAGGGAAAGGGCGCGAAUGACUCGGUGGUUGAUCUCCAGAAGCAGAUGGGAAGGCUCACUGCCGAUGUUUCCCCUGAAACUAAACAUCCAGUCAAGGGCAGGACGAAGGCUGAUCAGAAGGCUGAUUCUGAAUGCUGAAGAUCAUAUGAUGAUACUCAAAACAUUGUUGAUACCAUAAUUUACUUUACAUGUAGAUAUCUUACAUGCAUAUUGAAGCCAAGUUCCUUCUGUUGCUAAAGUGUAUAAAUUCUAACGCAGGUCAUUGAGUAGUUUUGCCUUUUCAAAAAUAGUAUGUGACCGACAACACCAUCUUUGAUCCAUACAAAACCUGUAAUAUUUAUGAGAAUAUUAAUCUGAGAAUUCUUUUUGGCACUUCUCAUUUAA